Molecule: messenger RNA, 1635 nt
Organism: Aspergillus welwitschiae
Lineage: Eukaryota; Fungi; Ascomycota; Eurotiomycetes; Eurotiales; Aspergillaceae
Product: DMATS type aromatic prenyltransferase
Exons: 2
Coding region: 208-1515 (435 amino acids)
Biological process (GO): alkaloid metabolic process
Molecular function (GO): transferase activity, transferring alkyl or aryl (other than methyl) groups
Source: RefSeq, a predicted model, not a curated record
CUUCGUGGUUACACAGGCGUUUGCUUUGUGCGUGCCUUUUCGUGCUUUGUUUAAAUGCCUAUAUGCCUGCAGGGCACUCUUCAACCUCCUUCAGAAAGAGACUGGUGGGUUGUUGAUAUUGAAAUAUCAACCUCCUGGACCAGAAAUUCUGUGAACAUCAUCUACCCCGAGAGACGCCUGUGAACAAAGACGGUUUCAUCUUCUCCGAUGGACAAAGCCACAUUUCAUUCGGAAAAGGUGGAGGCAUCACCACUUGACGAUUCACCUAAACAUCAGAAGGCAAGCGUUGGAUCCGACGCCCAGUCAACCCACAAGCCAUGGGAUAUAAUCGUCAACUACCCAACCUCAACUAAUGCCGCCGAAUCGUCCUGGUGGCGGGACAUUGGCCCGCUCCUUGGCCGACUUUUGCAAGUAACCGGCUACUCUGUGCCUAUGCAAUUCGAGUAUCUAAUCUUCGCGCGGAAUCACAUUGUUCCCGCCCUGGGACCGUACCCGCAGCGCUGGCCAAGCGUCAUGACCUAUACCGACCUACCGAUUGAGAUGAGCGUGAAUUUCCAGGAUCAUCAUGCAUCGACUGUGCGUGUGGGCAUCGAGCCGAUCAGUGAGUUCGCGGGAACAUCCAGCGAUCGAUUCAACCAGACUGCUACGGAGCGGUUAGUUGGUCGGCUGUCUACGUUGGGAGGGCUGGAUCGCAGGCUGUACCAUCAUUUCGCUAGGGAUUUUGGGAUCACUGAAAUGGAAACAAUGAAGGCGAAGCAAGGGGAAUUUAAGAGGGACUCGGUACAGUCAAUGUAUAAUAUAGGGUUCACCUUUGAAAGAAUGGGGGCAGCUAGUGUGGACACAAAGGGGUAUGUGUUUCUCAGGUUGAAGGAGAGGGCAUCUGGCGUGCCUAUGCAACAAUUGCUACGUGAAUCAUUGAACCAGCUGGAUGUGACAGCAGAGAGAAGAGACAGAAAAGCAGUUCAAAAGGUGAUUGAAUACAUGGAAGAAGGAGGGGGAUUCAAUGAGUACACAUACCUGGCUUGGGACUUUGUCGACUCGGCCAAGUCCCGAAUCAAGGUUUAUGGGGUACUCGGGGAUUUGAGGACGGAAAAGGUUACGGAAGUAUGGACCAUGGGUGGAAGGCUGAAGGAUCCGGCUACGAUGCAGGGCCUGGAGUUGGUCCGACGGCUAUGGGACCUGCUGAACGGCAAUAGUCAGCAAGGCCAACAGCCUUCUAAAGCGCCCAUACUGAUGUGGAACUAUGAGAUCCGACCGGGCCGCGAUGAGCCCAUCCCGAAGCUGUACCUCCCUCUUCUUGGGCGGAACGACAUGUUCGUGGCCAAGACGCUGGCGCGCUUCUUUGACACCCUCGGCUGGGCGGACGAGGCUCGGAGCUAUGUGGCUAACGUGCAGUAUCUGUUUCCGGAUGAAGACCUUGAACAGUCAGCCCGGCUUCACUCGUGGGUGUCGCUAGCGUAUACCAGCCAGGCGGGGGUCUAUGUAAGCGUGUACUACCACUCUAGCCUGGCCUAGAAUGAAGUCUUGCAAUUUUCACCAUCAUUAUUGCACAAGUGUUGACUAUGAAAUGAACUAUUGCAUAAAAAAGUCGUACGCGCGUAAGUGACCAGAUGGCCGACAUGUAGGCGUUCUGUG